Molecule: messenger RNA, 4465 nt
Organism: Sardina pilchardus (European sardine)
Lineage: Eukaryota; Metazoa; Chordata; Actinopteri; Clupeiformes; Clupeidae
Gene: adgrg11
Product: adhesion G protein-coupled receptor G11
Exons: 17
Coding region: 116-2248 (710 amino acids)
Biological process (GO): adenylate cyclase-activating G protein-coupled receptor signaling pathway; cell surface receptor signaling pathway
Cellular component (GO): plasma membrane
Molecular function (GO): G protein-coupled receptor activity
Source: RefSeq, a predicted model, not a curated record
CUUUCACUGCACAGAUAAGAGGUAAAGGCUCUUUUACAGUGAAAUUUGGUCAGUGAGACUCGUUUCUGUCAAUACUGGGAGACCUUUUUGAAUUUACCAUAAGGAUUUUAUUGUCAUGGAUGGUAAUAAGUGGAUAAUUGUGGUGACAAUGGCCAUUUUGAUGCUCUUUGGUACUGUGGGACAUAGCAAGAGAUGUGAUACUCUGAUAGAAUCUAAAUUCCAAAAGGAUGGGGAUGUCAGCCAUCGCCCAAAAAAAGAUUCUUCAGAUUUGAAUAACUGCAUUCGCAAACUUGGCCCUAAAGAUGUAACAAUUGUACAUGGAGAAAUCUCUGGGGUGAUUUUCAACUGCUCAGAAUGUAAAGCACAAUCAGAGGGAAAGCGGAUUUGUCCUAUUUUUGUCUUCGACGCACACAAUGCCAGUGCUGCACCGUAUUUUACGUAUGGGAACCGGAAUUGGACGUACGGUGAUUUGACGUUUUGGUUGAAAAAAGAACCAUCUACCAAUACUACCUACUUAAAGAUUAAAAGCCAACCAACCUACAAGUCAUUCAAUGUCAUGUUCUGUGCCGAAAAAGGUAACUGUUCUCAUACUAUCAAAAUUGAAGACUGCAGAAAAUCAGACUAUAUAAAAUGUGCGGAGAGUCCCUUUGAAUACAGGGUAUACAUGAGCGAAACACCAAGAUGUGGCAAAUGUGGAAACCCUGUCAUUAUACUACCAGCGUUAAACACUUCUGAUAUAUUUCCCGAGUUUUCUGACGAACCAGAAAAUUCCAACAGUGGCAAGGGUGAAAGUGUGGAUCCUGCCGAUGCCUCGAAGGUCAUGCAACAGUUGUCCUCUGUGUCGGAGCUUAUGGGGAAUCUCACCCAGGCCAGUGUCUCCAUCGGGCCGAUUAAGGGGGUCAUGGUGAAACCAAAGGACGAAUCCGACUUGUACAAGUUAUCCUUUGUCAGCAGUGACAGUGCUGUGAAUCUGAUACUAGAUGAGGCCAAACUAAAAGAACAUCCUCUGUCUGUGACUGUGUCUGAAGAAGCCUACAAGAAAUCCUAUAACCAAACAAAUGGGAAAGCAUUUGUUGGUGUAUUUCGAUUUCCAAAUAUGACCGGGGAAAAUGUCACUGCUUUAUCCGGUAAUGUGUACGCCAUUGAUAUGGGAACCAAUAUAUCGAAUCUCUCAGAACCCAUUCAAAUCAAAUACAAUGCUAAACCACAGAAAGGAUUUGAUCUGUCUUGCCAAAGUUGGGAUGGAGAAGGGGCUCAACCAAACUGGACAGAUGCAGGGUGCCUCACCAACAUAAGCAACAACGACGUGACGUGUGAAUGCAGUCAUCUGACCUUCUUUGCUGUCCUUAUGACGCCCCUUGAGGAGAACAUAACACUUUCUGAUCUGACGUCCUUGACGUACAUCAGCUACAUCGGCUGUGGGAUUUCACUGUUCUUCCUUGGAAUAGCACUGUUCAUGUUCUUCUGCAUAAGAAGGGCAAAGGCUAGCAAUGCCACCCAUAUCCUUAUCCACCUCCUCCUGGCACUCUUUCUGCUUGACGUGGCCUUUCUGUCCAAUGAGUGGAUCGCCGGCAUGAACAAUGACGUGGCCUGCAAGGUUAUUGGCGGUUUCAUGCAUUACUCCAUGCUGUGUUCGUUCACCUGGUUUGCAGUGGAGGCUUUCCACCUCUGCCUGCAGCUGACUAGGUUCGCUACAGUGACCAUUGCCAAGUACAAGUUGAAGCUCAGCUGCGUCGGAUGGCUUCCUGGUGCCGUUGUGGUUUUGGUCUUAUUCGGUUUGGGAACAUAUGGUGAACUAAAGAUUUACACUGACGGCGACACUGUCGUCAAGAUGUGCUGGAUCAAGGACUUCCAAACUCAGUAUGUGGUGAACAUAGGCUACUACGCUAUUGUCUUCCUCUUCACUUCCACCAUCUUCGUGGUGAUGCUCCGCUGGCUUUGCUACCUCAGAGGGUCCAAGCUCAAGCAGGACACCAGCACCAGAACACAGGACGUCAUCACGGUCAUGGGCCUCUGUUGCAUGCUGGGCAUCACCUGGAGCUUCGCAUUCUUCAGUCACGGACCCCUCCGCGUGCCAUCCUACUACAUUUUCUCAGUACUAAACUCUCUCCAAGGCUUUCUCCUCUUUCUCUACUACUACAACACCAGCAAAAUCAUCGGAGACGGCGAUAACGACAGCUCAACUUCCUCUUCAAAUAAAACGGACAUCUCAAGGGCAUCCAUCUCAGAGAAAAAUCCCUACAUGUGAAAUAAAUGAAAAAAAUUGAUCUUCUUUCAAGCAGAGACCUAGUCUGGAACACCAUAGUUCAAACAAGAAAAAUAUCUGGCCAAUCAGCAAAACCGAAGGGGAAGACGAAACUGAAAUUUAUUGUGAUAAACAGUAGCAGCAACAACUGCAAACAACAAAAAGGCAGUUGGAAAAAUGCAGACAUUACAGCAAAGGUAGACCCACAUGCAUUGUUUCCUGACUGUUGAUGCGGUUUAUUGUCAAUUUGUAUAGUUUAGGGGAAGUAGGAUGUAAUGUUAGGAAUCUCUGAUCAGUGUGAUUUCAAAGUUAGUGCCCGUUCCAAGUGUUGGAAACUAAUCCGCAUCGUGAGUCACCAGACUGUUCACUUUGUGGCUAAAAGCAUGCAACAAUCUGCCACUUUUUGAGAUAUAUUAUUAUAAGCAACACAUUAUUUAGGAUGGUGUACAGUCAGAUAGGCUAUAGGAACAGUUUUUUUUUCUCUCUAGAAAAUAAAACAGUUAUCAACUACAUUGUUCGUGUGGUGAUGUGCACAAAGCCUCAUUCACACUGCAUGAUUGAAUACAAGUGGGCUGACCCCAUACAGUUUACUGCAGUUCUCUGUAGUUUUAGAAUAGCCUGACUCCGCCUCCGCACUUCCGCUCAAUUUCUAUUCCCUUCAGUACUCCAUCUGGGAUGCCUUGAUCCACUUUCGUUUACACCGGCAAGUGCACCUCCGCCCAAUCAGCGAACAGAGGGUGUUCCCAAGAGCGAUUACAUUUUUAUCAAGCCUAUCGUUAUCGUUAUUGUUGUGUCCCCCGUGGUUAACAUGCAUCAUUACCAAACGUCAGUGAUUGAACUCUGAUGAUUUCAAACUUCAGACAAAGCGUCCACCAACCAGGAAAUAAACGUUUGCAAAUGAAGGCUCAUGGUCCUUUCUCAGUGUGUUGGAGCCAUUUAUAAUCACCUUUAGCAUUUGUGGGUUUACAUAUUUUAGCCACUGAGGGUGUUAGUCACGUGAACAGGAGAUGUAUAUGAACAGUUAUUUGUUGAUUCAUUGGAAAAGAUGCGGAUGGCGGGGAGAUACGGUUCUUACGUAGCCUUAGCCAACAAAAUGGCAGCACAAUACAGCACUAAUAUACAGCAAUACAGCACCGUUUAAUAUCACCAGCAGCACCAUGUUUGAUAUCCAAAUUUUAACUUGGCAAUAAAUGGGAACACUACCAAAUCAUAUUUAUUGUUUGCACGUUGGAUAAUUACUAAGCACUUAAAAACGCUUUGCAACCCAUGCGGAGGCUAAUAGGAUAAUCUCCACACCGUGAAAAAAGGGGAAAGUACUUCCUCUUUUUUCUGUUUAGAAGUCAUUGCAAUUUUAGAUAGAUAGCGCAGACAUUUCUCUUCUACCUUAGGCCUACUUCUUUUUCAAAUCCACCUGAGGAAGGUCUAUGACAGAAACGUUGUAAAUACUGAAUACAUGUUUGCAUGUGUAAUGGACAGUGUGCGGGAUUCUCUCUUUCAAGCCUACUUCUUUUUUUAAAGUCAUGAUGCUGGAAUUGUCAUGCUUUUAAACUGCUCAGUUCAACACUGAGCUUGGUAUUUUUUUUUCUUUGAUUAUAAGAGAAGAUUAUAAGAUUAUAAGCUGUAUGUCAAUGGACAAGUCUAAGGGCUAGCCAGAGGAUAUAGUUGUUGUAUUCCUGUUUUGGGACAUGACUUGCUGACAUAUUUAUAUACUUUUGGUCAUCUUAUGGUUGUUGAGUGCCAACCUUUCUUAGCAGACUUGUUUAUAGGAAUUUCACUCUUUUUGAACCAUGAAUUAAUUUUGUUAUUAUACUGUGUGAGCCUGUUUCAUUUCCCCAGAGUCUUUAUUUUAUGGUUGCUCUCAAUCAUUGUCUGAAUAAGCAAUAUGGAUGUGGGCUAAGAACAUUGCUGUAAAGGAUCUUAAUACUUGGCCAAUGCUCCUUAAAAAAAAAAAAAAAACAAUUGAAAUAUAGGCUACAGAUUGAGAAGUACACCUGUUAUUGAGAUUACCUGCUCAGACUAUGCUUAAUGUCAUUCAUUCUUCUAAGGCGGACCUACCGUGUUAAGUUGUGUAAACAGUGUACUUUAAGUUAGAAUAAAAUAUGAAUGUCACACAAAGACUCUGACCAUUCUGUUCAAAUGUAAAAUACGAUAUUUAUUGAUUCAAUUGAAAUAUGCAACAUGGGAAAUAAAAACAGUCUUGGUCAUGUCAUUCCAGUAACA